UUUUAAAUAUUUUUUAUUGUGCAGCUAAAAAAAUCAAAUUUCAGGGUUUAUGCUCAAACCUCUUGAAACUGGUUUUCGAAUUUGAUGUAUUUGUUUUUGAAUGUACAGUUUCUAGGUUUUAGGUUGUUGCGCUGUUAGUUACUACACUAACUUGAAUUUUAAACUCAAAUUUAAAAAUAGAAAAUUUAGACUAUAUGGAUCCUCUGAUCCUUUGUUUGGUCCUAUUCUGCUUCUUUUGAAGAGGUGUGUUUUUGUCUACAAUGUUUGUCAAGUAUAUAUUUUGAAUUCUCGGCCAUAGCAUAUAAUUUUUGUCUACUGUGACUUUAAUCACAGUAGUUUGAUGGCUUUCCCCUUAUGUCAUAUAUUGUUUGGUGUGAAGUCUGCCUAUCAAAUUAAUGAUAACGUUUGAAUGUGAAUUAAUUAUUUUUAUGAGGGUUUUCUUAUAGAAAAUCUGACUUGGUUUUUUAACAAAUCUUAUACUGUAAUUGCCACAUGUUAUCCAACAGAAUUUUCAAUAUAGCGAUGAGAAUUGGGCGUAGGCAUCUCCUAACAGCUCUGUAAGGAGUUAUAAAGCAGCUUGUUUCUCUAUCCUGCCGAAUCAAUAAUUGAAAUAUUAGCUGAAACUUUAUUUUUUGGUUGGAGGAAUCUAGAGCAUUAACAAUUACUAAAAGCUGUGUGAGGGAGUUCCAAAGGGGAGACAAUGGACUACAUGAAUGGGCCAGGAAGGAACCAUCUUUUUGUUCCAGGACCUGUCAAUAUCCCGGAACAAGUUAUCCGUGCAAUGAACAGAAACAAUGAGGACUAUCGCUCGUCUGCCAUUCCUGCACUGACAAAGACUCUACUCCAAGAUGUGAAAAAGAUCUUUAAGACUACCAGUGGGACUCCAUUCCUGAUCCCAACUACAGGGACUGGAGCUUGGGAAAGUGCACUUACAAACACUCUGUCUCCUGGUGAUCGGAUUGUGUCUUUCCUUAUCGGGCAGUUCAGUUUGCUGUGGAUUGAUCAGCAGCAGCGUCUCAAUUUCAAUGUUGAUGUGGUCGAGAGUGAAUGGGGACAUGGGGCAAAUCUUGAUGUUUUGGGAUCAAAGGUGGCCGCAGAUUCAGCACAUUCCAUCAAGGCUGUUUGCAUUGUACACAAUGAGACUACAACCGGAGUUACAAACAACUUGGCUAUGGUUAGAAAAUUGCUUGAUCACUAUCACCAUCCAGCUCUCCUUCUUGUUGAUGGUGUGUCCUCCGUUUGUGCAAUUGAUUUCCGGAUGGAUGAAUGGGGUGUUGAUGUGGCAUUAACUGGUUCACAGAAAGCUCUGUCACUUCCUACGGGGAUAGGAAUUGUCUGUGCUAGCCCUAAGGCUCUUGAUGCCUCCAAAACUG
This is a messenger RNA of Cuscuta epithymum, 1373 nucleotides long. NCBI's taxonomy places the organism in Eukaryota, Viridiplantae, Streptophyta, Magnoliopsida, Solanales, Convolvulaceae. The record is from the annotation of a GenBank genome assembly.